Messenger RNA from Acanthochromis polyacanthus (spiny chromis), 1299 nucleotides. Its product is annotated as annexin A2-like. The coding region runs from base 298 to 1245 and encodes 315 amino acids. The transcript is spliced from 13 exons. The record is from RefSeq and is a predicted model, not a curated record. Gene Ontology annotation, cellular component: cytoplasm. Gene Ontology annotation, molecular function: calcium-dependent phospholipid binding; calcium ion binding. NCBI's taxonomy places the organism in Eukaryota, Metazoa, Chordata, Actinopteri, Pomacentridae.
GAGCUCAUCCUUCAGUGAAACACUUCCUCACUUCAGUUUGUUUUGGGUUCACAAAGGGCAGACUGUAGAAGCGUAAACAAACCCGACUGUCCGGAUUCCUGCUUCCCAGAGAGCGUCAGCGUUUUCAAAGCCCCGACCAUCCCGAGCUCUGAUUGGCCGAGGACCGACGGCCAGGUGUGGCGGUGCAGAGGUGGGACUGAAGUACAGGCAGAUUACAGGGGGUUGUAAAAGUACUGCGAAAUACCCUCCACACCCUCCUCCAGCUGCCUCCGAGUCUGUUACAGAUAAAACCAAGACAUGGACCCAGAAUACUUCACCUCUUAUAACAUGUGUUGGGGAACGUUGGGAACCGUUCGACCUUUUCCCGGUUUCCAUGCCGACCGAGACGCAAUGGAGAUCCGAGAAGCUCUGGAGAGCAAAAACGUAGUGACUCUGCUGAGAAUUCUGACCAACCGGACCAAUGCCCAGCGGCAGGAGAUCGCUAAGACCUUUGAAGAACAAACCCAGAAGGACCUUGCGGCGGCUCUGAAGAAAUCUUUAUCUGGAGAUGUGGAGGUUCUUCUGCUGGAGCUUCUGAUGCCUCCUGUCCAGUAUGAAGCUUAUCGGCUGCAGCAAGCCAUGGCCGGUUUAGGUACAGAUGAGGAAACUCUGAUGGAGAUUCUGUGCACCAGAUCUGGACCUCGGCUUCAGGAAAUCAGAGCCGCAUAUAAACAAUUGUAUAAGAAGGAUCUGGAGAAGGAGCUGAAAGGAGAAACCAGCGGAGACUUUGCUAAACUCGUUCUGGCUUUACUAAAUAAAAGCAGCGCUGCUGGUGGUGUUCAAAGAGAUAUUGAGUCUCUGUCUGCGACUCUAAGUGGGAAAAAAGCUGAUGCUGGACCGUGGAUUAGCAUCCUGACCUCCAGAGACUCGGAUCAUCUCAACAAAGUGCUGACGGGACUGGAGCUGAAGAACGGACAGGCGAUCAAUGAAACGGUGGAGAAACGCUUCUCUGGAGACUUUCGACUGGGUUUGAGUGUUUUAGUUCAGUGCAUUCAAAGCUCCGAUGUCUACCUCGCCAAGAGACUCGCCACCAUGAAGCCGUCCUUUGUUCACGGCAUCAUGGUUUCUCACAGCGAGGAGGAUCUGCUCUGCAUCCGGGCGGCCUUCAUUAAACUAACAGGAACUUCUCUGUACUCGGCUCUGCAGAAACAGUUCAAAGGAGAUCAUCUACAGGUGCUGCUGGCCGUCUGUCGGUCUGAAGAUUAAACCAGAAUUCCACACAGUCUGUCUUUAUGCAAAAAUAAACUCUGAUAACUUCCU